Messenger RNA from Solea solea (common sole), 2012 nucleotides. RefSeq names its product zinc finger BED domain-containing protein 4-like. The coding region runs from base 1677 to 2012 and encodes 111 amino acids. The transcript is spliced from 3 exons. NCBI's taxonomy places the organism in Eukaryota, Metazoa, Chordata, Actinopteri, Pleuronectiformes, Soleidae. The record is from RefSeq and is a predicted model, not a curated record.
AUUGUUUUUUGAAACAGCAAAAUAGCACCAGGGAACGUUUGCGCCGGAACACGUCUCCUCUUUUCGCUGAACCGCCCCCCGGAGCGCAAGUUCAUUCCCUAUUUUAGGGACCUGGGCUUGUGGAGGGAAAAUUCCAAUGUGCGUGGAGUGCAAAAUAGGAAUUGUACAAGCGCCAGUGUACAAAGUCAAUUGAGUGCAAGAUAGAGCCCUUAGUGUUUUACGGCUGUACCUUUAAUGUUUUACGGCUGUCCCUGUCCAGAUUUUUACUGACUGAUCCUUUCAGCUCAAUAAACCAAAACGAGUAUGGCGGGAACAACUCGGGUGUCUUUAUGAAGAUUUAUUCCACACACACAGUUAGUAGUAAGAUAAUAGUUAGGUUGUAAACCGACAAAUUGUACGGGUUCUGAUGAUUAGUAGUGAUGGGACAAAUGAACUGAGGCAUUGAGGCUUGUCUCGAGUAAAAGUGGGCGUGUCAAAUGAAGCCGCGCUUCGAGGCCUGUAUCGAUUCCGGAAAAUGACGUAACCGAUGACAAACGAGGCCUCGGUUUGGACAGAUCACGUCAUUGGUUCGUUCACCGUAUCACUUCCCAAUAAAACGCUUCAAACCUCGAGGCACGCUGUGGGUGUUGUAGGCGUUUAUGGUGAGAAGAGUUGGAGAGAGUAAGUGAGAGUUAGAGAGAGUUGGAGACAGUUGGAGAGAGUUAGCGAGAGUUAGAGAGAGUUAGUGAGAGUUAGAGAGAGUUAGUGAGAGUUGGAGAGAGUUGGAGAGAGUUGGAGAGAGUUUGUCAGAAUAAGAGUAGCAGUAGCAGGAGAGUAGGAGAAGUAGAAGGAGUAGUGUAGAUCAUUUCCCCCACUGUAGGGCUUUGACGUGAGAUAUAUAUUUUUCUUUCCUUUUACACUGGUUUGUGUUUGUUUGUGUGUAUGUCAGUUAUUAUGUUUGUAAAUGUCACUCCUGAGUAUAUAUGUGCACCUUCUGUCACUUUCUUCAGUCACAUACACUCUACUUUGACUCAUGUAUGUAAAGACGUCACUGGGAAGCCACAGUUUGACAGCAGUGUUGUGUUACUCAUUCUUAAAGAUAACAUGUUUAAGUGAAAUAUGUACAACUGUUUUGUGUAUCAUUAAUAAAAUGAGUUGAAAAAAUAAACACUGGUGUUGGGGAAUGAUUUAUUCAUGUGAUGGUGCAUGUAUAUGUUAAGCGUGAUUUUACUACAAAGCACUGUAGGAGCAUUAACAUUCCUGCCAGUUCCAUUUUUGUUUGUUUUGCCACAAAUUCCUUUUCACAAAGAUGGAGCCAGCAAGAAAGAGGAAGUCCUCACCUGUAUGGGAGUAUUUUGAGUUGACUGAUCAUAAUAAGGUUUGUAUGUGUAAUGAUAUACAUAAAAUAGUGAAUAUUGUAUACUCGCUAUACACUGAACUAUCAGUCCUAAUAUGUAUGACUUCCUUAAAGGUGAGGUGCUUGCUGUGUGAUAAACAGCUAACAUACAGCAACAACACUUCCUCCAUGCUUCGCCAUUACAGAGCACUGCAUGAGCAUGCCCAGCCUGCCAACAGGCCGGAUACAAGCCAAAGUACCAUCAGAUAUUUUUUUGCAUGUUGUCAAAAUCUCGUGUUCAGCUCCUACAACACACCAGCAUCACUGUUAAUUGAUAACUGUUACAGGUUCCAGAAAAGCAAUGGUGGAUGAGGCUGUGGUCAACAUGAUCAUCAAGGACUCCCAGCCGUUCUCCGUUGUGGAGGAUGUGGGCUUCAGGGAGCUCAUGCACCUAAUGGAUCCCAACUAUAUUCUCCCCAGUAGAAAGGCUCUGAAAGCAAUGGUGGAUAUAAAAUAUCAGGAGGCCAAGGAGAAGGCCAGAGAGCAGGUCCAGAAGGCUGUGGCUGUCAGUCUCACGUCUGACAUGUGGACGUCCAUCAAUAUGGACGCCUACCUGGCAGUGACGCCCAUACAGCAGAAUACCUUGCAGCGGGGCAUGUACAGCUCAUGGAGGAGUGGGGCAUCAGAGAUAAGGUGA